AUGGAUAAGUACGACGACCUGGGCCUGGAGGCCAGUAAGUUCAUUGAGGACCUGAACAUGUACGAGGCCUCCAAAGAUGGGCUCUUCCGAGUGGACAAGGGUGCAGGCAACAACCCGGAGUUUGAGGAAACCCGCAGGGUGUUUGCUACCAAGAUGGCCAAAAUCCACCUCCAGCAGCAGCAGCUCCUGCAGGAGGAAACCCUGCCCAGGGGGAGCCGGGGUCCCGUUAACGGCGGGGGACGCCUGGGCCCACCCGCCCACCGGGAAGCUGGUGGGGGCAGCAGGCUGGCCGCGGACGGUGCUGCCAAGCCCCCUCUCGCUGCCUCGACCGUGACCCCUGGGACGACCACCACCGUGGCGCCUGGGCAGCCCUCGUACCCACCCCAGGAGCAGAGGGCCAAGCUGUACGUCCAGGGCUCGAGGCAAGGCAGCCAAGACUGUGGGUCCAAGGAGAGCAUGGCGAGUUCUGAGAUGUCUGCUUUCCAUCAGCCGGGCCCCUGUGAGGAUCCCUCCUGCCUCACCCAUGGAGACUAUUACGACAACCUGUCCUUGGCAGGCCCCAGGUGGGCCGACGACCCAGGAGUGUCCCCUGGCAUCAGGCUGGGUGUAGGAAGUGGGUGGUCUGGGACCCCAGGGAGCGACCCACUGCUGUCUAAGCCCUCCAGGGAGCCUCACCUGUACCACCAGCAGCUCUCCGCAGGCUCCGGCAGGUCUUUGCAGAGUGGCCAGGACGGUGGGCUUGGAGGAGGCAACAGCGAGAAGCCAGCGGGCGUCUGGACCACCGCCUCCUCCCAGCGAGUGAGCCCUGGCCUCCCUUCCCCGGGCCCAGAGAAUGGGGCCCUCCCGAGGUCUGCUCAGCCCAGGACCCCUUCUUUCUCAGCGCCCCUGGCCCUGAACCGGCCCAGUCAAGGGUCUCUUCCCAGAACAAACUCGGGGGUAGGGAGUGAGGUUUCAGGCACGAUGCCCAAACCCACUGCGGACCCUCAACCCUGGUUCCAAGAUGGGCCCAAAUCUUACCUUUCUAGCUCUGCCCCUUCAUCCUCGCCAGCCAGCAUGGACCAUAUGCAGGCGGGUGCCGUCCCUGGGCUGGGUCCCAAGCCUGGCUGUACAGAUUCUGGCGUUGGUCCCAAGCUCAGCCCCAACAGCCUUGUCCAUCCAGUGAUGUCCACCCUGCCUGAGUUAUCUUGUAAAGAAGGUGCCUCCGGCUGGGCCUCUGAUGGCAGCCUGGGGCCUGUGCUCCCAGAGACGCCGAGUUCUCCCAGAGUGAGGCUACCCUGCCAGACGCUCAUCCCGGGCCCUGAGCUUGGACCCACAGCCGCCGAAUUAAAGUUAGAAGCCCUCACCCAGCGUCUGGAGCGGGAGAUGGAUGCCCACCCCAAGGCCGAUUACUUUGGAGCCUGUGUGAAAUGUAGCAAGGGGGUGUUUGGGGCCGGCCAGGCCUGCCAGGCCAUGGGGAACCUCUACCACGACGCGUGCUUCACCUGUGCAGCCUGCAGCCGGAAGCUGAGAGGAAAAGCCUUUUAUUUCGUCAAUGGCAAAGUGUUCUGCGAGGAAGACUUCCUGUACUCUGGUUUCCAGCAGUCCGCGGACAGGUGUUUCCUCUGUGGACAUCUGAUCAUGGACAUGAUCCUGCAGGCCCUGGGGAAGUCCUACCACCCCGGCUGCUUCCGCUGCGUCAUCUGUAAUGAGUGUUUGGACGGGGUACCCUUCACAGUGGACUCAGAGAACAAGAUCUACUGUGUCCGGGAUUACCACAAAGUGUUGGCCCCCAAGUGUGCAGCCUGUGGCCUUCCCAUCCUUCCUCCUGAGGGUUCAGACGAGACCAUCCGCGUCGUGUCCAUGGACAGAGACUAUCACGUGGAGUGUUACCACUGUGAGGACUGCGGCCUGGAGCUCAAUGAUGAAGACGGUCACCGAUGCUACCCGCUGGAGGACCACCUGUUCUGCCACUCCUGCCAUGUCAAGAGGCUGGAGAAGGGCCCCUCGCCCGCAGCCCUUCGCCAGCACCACUUCUAG
Rangifer tarandus platyrhynchus (Svalbard reindeer) is the source of this 2016-nucleotide messenger RNA. NCBI's taxonomy places the organism in Eukaryota, Metazoa, Chordata, Mammalia, Artiodactyla, Cervidae. The record is from the annotation of a GenBank genome assembly.